GGUGCCCAAGCAGCUUGCUUUGUUAGACUGAUCUUUGUUUGGCCUCUACCCGUUGACCUUUCAAGCAUGAUUAGAUCUGCGGAUGAGGAGCCAUCCCGUAUAGCUCGCAGGUUGACGCCCGGCAUCGAAAUCAUGAAAUCAUGUCCAUGUUUCUUAUGUUCAUUUCGCUUUGUCUUUCACUUUGCCUUCCAUUUACGAAUCAUGGGGGUUUUCGUUAUUCUCAUCGCUCACCAAUGCUGCCUCAAGUUACAUUAUUUGUUUCCCGCAUCGUUUCAUUCCUUUCUGUUUAGCACUUGCGGUCUGAGUAACUAUCUUUUUAUGGCACAACUGAAAGAUCACGUCCCUAUUCGGCCGGAUGAGCCCCGUAAGGUACUCAUUCGGGUUUAUGGUGAAGUAUUGCGUAGCAGUAUGGACUCUAUUGUACUGGAUUCCAUCAAUUUCGCCAUUCUCUCAGAGAAGAGAAUGGGUCCUGCUCUCCAUGGUGUAUUUCCUGGUGGUCGUAUUGAAGAGUUUAUCCAAUCUCGAUCGAUGGUAACGUCCGAGUUGGGAAAACCUGCCGCUAUGAAAGCUGUGGCACAACAAUUGGCCCGAAUUCACAAUCUAAACAUGCCUUUUUGCAAACAGCCACGGUUUAUAUUCAAAAUGAUGGAUAAAUUUCUUGCCCAACUAUCAGGAAAAAUGGAUCCACCUACCCGACCGUUGCCGAAUAUAUCGAUGCCGUCGUUACAAGCGUUAGAACAAGAAUAUCUGAGUGACAGGGAACUGGAUAGCACGUGGAGCGAAUGCGGCUUCGAAUACGCGCAAAGACUGGCCGUCGAAUUCAAAAUUUACGAAGAAUAUGACUGGCUAAAGUACGUGCAACUCUCAUCGGAUUAUUUUUUGUUAGAUACUGAAAUGUUGCUCCCAAUGGAAGGGCCCAAACGAGGAAAAUGUAUUAUCGCAUUGAUUAGCGACUACAAUGCACUCAAAUUGUGA
Molecule: messenger RNA, 975 nt
Organism: Echinostoma caproni
Lineage: Eukaryota; Metazoa; Platyhelminthes; Trematoda; Plagiorchiida; Echinostomatidae
Source: the annotation of a GenBank genome assembly